Messenger RNA from Aplosporella prunicola CBS 121167, 780 nucleotides. RefSeq lists its product as uncharacterized. The record is from RefSeq and is a predicted model, not a curated record. The transcript has 4 exons. NCBI's taxonomy places the organism in Eukaryota, Fungi, Ascomycota, Dothideomycetes, Botryosphaeriales, Aplosporellaceae. Gene Ontology annotation, molecular function: protein-lysine N-methyltransferase activity. Gene Ontology annotation, biological process: peptidyl-lysine dimethylation. Bases 1 to 780 code for a protein of 259 amino acids.
AUGUCUUCAGAUGACGAGGGCGGUCUUGAUCUCUUCCGCGAGCCUGAUGGCUACUUUGAGCCGGAGAAGCCGCCGACUUUUGCGUCGCAUCGGCUCGUUUCGGGCGAGGAGUUGAGGGUCCGUCUGGUUGGACAUAAUCCGCUUUGGGGCCACCAUGUCUGGAACGCCGGACGAACCAUCUCGACGCUCUUCGAGAAGCACGCCGCGACGCUAGUGCGCGGGAAGACAGUGCUAGAGCUGGGCGCGGGAGCCGGCCUGCCCAGCCUAGUAUGCGCCAUCAGCGGCGCCGCCAAAGUCGUCGUCACCGACUACCCCGACGCAGACCUGAUCGAGAACCUGCGGUGGAACAUCACGAAUGUGGCGGCGAUACCGAAGGACGGAUGCAUCGUGGCCGAGGGCUACCUCUGGGGGGCACCGCCCGCGCCGCUCCUCGCGCACCUCCCUAACCCCGCUGCUGGCUUCGAGGUCCUCAUCCUUGCGGACCUUCUUUUCAACCAUAGCGAGCACGCCAAGCUCGUCCAGAGCAUCCAGCAGACUUUAGCGCGGACGGCCGCCGCGCGCGCCUUCGUCUUCUUCUCGCCGUACCGGCCGUGGCUGCUGCAGAAGGACUUGGCGUUCUUCGAGCUCGCAAAAGGCGCCGGCUUCUCGGUGCGUAAGCUCGGCGAGGAGGUCAUGGAGAAGGUCAUGUUUGAGGAGGAUCCUGGUGACGAACUCCUCCGCCGCACCGUCUUCAACUACGAGCUCCGCUGGGCCGACCUCGACGACGGGCGCGACGCCUGA